UGGUGUAUUGUGUUAUGAAUGUAUGCAGGGUCGUGUCACUAGUCUACAUAGAGGACUGGUAGAGUGAGGCUGUCUCUUUAAAGGGUAGACAUCUACCGGGGAUCAGGGCUCCAGUAGGGGCCUUACAACACCACUGAAGCGGGGCUCCCAGUCAGGAUCAUGAGACAUAGGCAGAAUGGAUUAGGACAGCCAAGGAUAGUCCACAACUGAAGCCUGACUGCACUUAACAGUGUCACAGAUUAGUGAGAGGACUGCCAAAAACCAGGAUAUUGCUGUCUUAUCAAGGGACCAUGCUUACUUGAACAGUAAAAAUGGAACUACAUCAUUCGAUUCAUUCCCCUGAAAUUAUUCCAAUAUGGUGUUUUGUGGAUUGACCUGUGAUAUAUGGAACUGGACAGCUUUUAGACUGUAUGUAUUCAGCAGUGCUUGAGACUGGAUUCAUCGUGUUGAGUUAUUAUAUAAGUGUGGAUCCGGAAUGUGUGUUACAAUGGUGUAACCCAGAUUGACACUGGUUUAUAGCAGAGUGCAUUCCAUGCAUGACAUCAGUAAGACUCUGUCGAGGUGUCUGUUCAAGUCGACAGGCAGCAGCAAAGUUUUUAGUUGGAGAGGGCUGCAAUGGGCCUCAUCUGCUGCCGGGGCUAAGUCUGUGUCAAUGUAGUCAAAGUGAGAGAGGUGUGCCCUCAUUGUCUCAUCACAAUGUACAAAGCUUUUCUGAACAGUGAAAAAUGGCCUUACUUGAUUCAGAUGACUUUACAGAGUUUGUAACGGCUGGAUAAUUGUUUUCAUGAGUUGGGCUUGACUAGCUGGGAAAAGGACUGUGUGUUUUGUGACCCACUGCCAGUUGUGGAAUAUACAGCUGAUACAUUGGAUACAUUGCAUACAUUGGAUAUUACCUAAAUCUCUCAACAAUUCGAACAAGGAUUUUGUUUGAAUCGAUAACAAGGGUUUUUUUUAUAGCAGGAAGGGAAAUGCCUGCAACAGAACUAACUACUUGCACGGCUAGAUAAUGCAGAGUCUAUAAAAGGAAUUACAGAUAUUUAUUACGCACAGAUAACACGUCUCUUAUUUGCUCUGGCAGUUGGGACACAAGUUGAGGAAGGUCUUUGUGAAAUGUGUGGGGUAGUUUCAAUGGAAAAUGUGAAUGCGUUAUGUCAUGUUAAUGAGGAUGUAUGUGUCAUCUCUUCUGACAACUCGUCAACCCUUUAAGGAAAGCGCAUAGCAUGUCUACACAGGUAGAGGUUUGACUUCAAAUUGGAUAAAAUAAUUGACGUAAUAUGCAUCAACUGGCAAACACAAGAGCUUGUUCAGCCCUGCUUUUGAACAGGUUAUGAUUAUAUUCAGGUUUGCAUAUGUGAUUACUUCAGAUAUAGCCAUUGUUAACAUACCAAAGGAUUACUGUGUAAGAAUAUACCAUCCAGGUGUCAAGCGGAAGGUUUUGCUGCUCAGGACAGUUGUAAGCAAGUGGCCAUAGUGAUUGAUUGUAUGGUAAGAAAUUAGAUUCUUUUGGUAUCAAGAAACAUUUUAGAUAACAUAUUGUGGUGUCCCCACUUAAACUGAUGGUGGUCACAGAGAUGGUGGUGUUUAUGGCGAGUCCAUUUGAGCGUGGAUCACAGGCUAUUAGGAAGGAGCAAGUGUUCCAGCUUGUCAGAUCUAGAAGUGUCAGACACUCUGUUCAAACUGGCAAUGGGGAAAUUGUGAAGACUCAAAAUGGAGUUGAGCUUGUAUCUGCAGGGAAAAGACCAGACACAAAGCAGGAAAACAGUUUGGUGCAGGAGAAAAUGUCACCAAGCAGGACUGCUAAUGGCUUAGUCCAGACUGGACUUUAUUCACGAAGUAGGCAUAAAAGCUGUGAGCAUUUGCCAUCCUCUUUAUCUGUGCAUGGUGAUUCUAAGGUCCUACAGUCUUCUAGUUCCAUAGAUUCUGAAUUAGAUAAAACAGAUUCUUCAGAACAAUCUGAUAAGAAAGUUUUGCCAAUUAUACUUAAAAAGAAAAUCAAAGUUAUACGAGGAAAAAGGGGCUUUAGAAUAGUUUCAGGUGACAAGGGACGUUCAUCUAUUAGUGCUCAAAGACGCUCCUUGUCAAGUGCUAAUGAAGAAGUGCUCACACAAAGUGCUGCAAGCAGGUCUGUAUCGACAGUCUCUCAAUCUGAUCUCACUGAUAGACAUGACAAUUUUGUUGCUCAACGUAGUAGUGAUCAUCCACAUGUGCCAAAAACUUCACCAGAAGUUGAUAAAGGAAAGAGAACCAAAUCAGUUUCAUGGUCUGACCAGGAAAAACGACCUCAAAUUCAAGGAAAGCAAUUGGCUGAACAUCUUCCUCAGUCAGGUGUUUUACAAAAGAAAUUCAAGGUGAAGAAGUCAGUUAAAUUUCAGCUGGACAAAGUAGAAAGUGAUCAGUUAAAAACUAUUGGAGAUAAAGAAUGUGUUGGACAGGGUGAUAGUGAACUGAUGCAGGUUCCCCGAGAAACUGGGUUCCAGCUGAUAGGGGUUCAGAGAGACACUACAGUGGACAAACUAAAGAGAGAUGUUGAGAACCGGCUACAUGUGGAUGCCAAGACCCAUUCUGAAGUCGAAAAGGUUGUAAAUAAUGUAACAGUGAAGCGUGCAACGUCCCAGAGGCUGCUCAGAUCUGGUGCCUCUUUUUCUGGUGCUACAAAACAGUCUCUGACUAAGGAGAAGGUAUUUUCUGGAUUAGUUCGCAUGAACAGCAUAAAGUCCCAUGAAAGUGCCAAGCAACAGGACAGCAAGCUGGUUGUACGAAGAUGUGUUAUCGGAGGCGCCCUCACAUUCAGAGUUGUACAGCUUCCACCUGCGUAUGAAGGAUCUAACGGGAAUGGUUAUGCUGAUGGACAUGGCCUGGUCACCAUCAGGAUGACACCCGACGACUUGGGCAGGUUCGGCUUUAAUGUCAAGGUCAGUGGAGGAGCUGACCAGGGCAUGCCCAUCAUUGUGUCUCGGGUUGCUCCAGGCACGCCAGCAGAUCUCGCCAUACCCAGGCUCAAUGAGGGAGACCAGGUCCUCUUCAUCAAUGGCAGAGAUGUCUCACAACAUACACAUGAACAGGUGGUGAUGUUCAUCAAAGCUUCUCGAGAGACUCACUCUGGGGAGCUGGUGCUGGUUGUCAGACCAAAUGUGUAUGUGGGGGAGGAUCAGUCGGAGGAACCGGACUUCACCUACAUCCCUGAGACCCACCAGAUAGCCAGCUCCUCCUCCAGCGCCAACACGCUUGAGUCCUCACUCAUGCUGCUACAGGAGAGCCUGGAGAGUGGGGCUGCACUUGCACAGUUUGAGCAAUUGUACAGAAAAAAACCUAAUAUGACCAUGAAUGCUGCUCGGAAUGAAAGUAACAUCCCAAAGAACAGAUACAGGGACAUUUCACCAUAUGACAAGACGAGAGUUGUGUUGAAAACAGGAUCAUCAGGGGACUAUAUAAAUGCUAACUAUGUCAAUAUGGAGAUUCCAGGUUCUGGGAUUGUCAACCGGUACAUCGCAGCUCAGGGGCCUCUCCCGAACACCUGCACUGACUUCUGGCAGAUGGUGUGGGAGCAGCACUCCUCGCUGGUUGUGAUGCUGACCACGAAGGUGGAGCGAGGACGGGUCAAAUGUCAUCAGUAUUGGCCAGAGCUGUAUGAGACGGAGGACUUUGGGGCAUUACAGAUCACAUGUGUCAAGGAAGAGGAGACUCCUUCAUUUGCAUUCCGCGAGUUUAACCUAACACAUGUAGAAACCAGUGAAGAGAGACAUAUUCGACACAUGCAGUAUAUAGCAUGGCCGGACCAUGGGGUUCCAGAUGACCCAAGUGAUUUCCUUGAAUUCGUCAUGAAAGUGCGACAGAAUAGAUCUGGCAUGGUAGAGCCGACGAUAGUGCACUGCAGUGCUGGUAUUGGCCGGACGGGUGUGCUGAUCACGAUGGAGACUGCGAUGUGUCGGGUGGAGGCCCGCCAGCCUGUCUACCCUCUAAUUGUUGUGAAAGAGAUGAGAGACCAGAGGGCAAUGUUGAUUCAAACAUCUAGUCAAUACAAGUUUGUCUGUGAAGCAAUCCUCCGAGUAUAUAAUGAAGGCCUGGUAAAACCAUCAGAGGACUAUCAUAGGUGAGGCUGGAAUACUCUCUUUCUGUGGAUAGUUGGAAAUUAUUAUUGGCUGGUGUGUUAUGUGGAGGAGAAGGUUUAAGAGUGAGAGAAGAAAUCAGCUUGUGAAGUGUCCUGUGUUGGAUGUGACUGUCAUGUGGUCACUGCACUGCCCAAACUUUCGAUUGCAACAGAAGUCGUUGAGAAGCAGACACCAAAGGGGUGAACUGAAAGAUAUUAUUUUUGUAUAAAAAUGGUGAUUUUGUAACAAAAAAGUGCUCAAAGAUGCCAUUGCCUUGUUAUAUGAAAGGUAACCUAAAAUCACCAAAAGGCCAGUGUAUUGUUUUACUUUGGGGUGUUUUCUGAGUGAUUCUUACAUAUCAGGAGUCUACCCUUGUCGAUAGCAGACAUGUUUGUUGUAGCAGAUAAGAUGUACCUGCUUACAGGCCAAGGAUGUACCUGUAACAUAUCACUGUUCUACCACAAUAAAGGGAGACCACUCACGUAUGCUGCACCACAGCUUCAGGAACCAGAUGAGGAGUCAAGCAGUAUAUCUCCACAAACUUCUGAAUUACCACAUAAUGCGAGCUCAGCAAAGGGAGGCAACUCCUGUCGUUCAUCCUCAUCAUUCCUGCCGUACUGUCAGUCAGCGCCUUGCUCAAAAGACUACUGGUGAAUGUUGCUUAGUAUAGAUUCAGACUUUCGACGUUCACAGACCAAGUUGGUAAUGUACAGGACACAGGACAAGAAGCGGCUCCCAGACAAUGUAUCCCCCUCAACAGUGGACACAGAGGCAUCAAUAAGUACCACAGACUAUUUUUGUGCAAACAGAUUGCAGCAUUGCCAUACAUUGUCCAGUGUGACAUGCCUGCUGCUUGGGGAGGGAGUUAGCUUCACGACAAUCGCCAACAUUGAGUGCAGCAUGUAACAAACCCUGCAGAUACAUUUGCAAACCUGACUGCCUUCACAACAUAGCUGUUGUCAUACGUAAUUCAUACAAGUAUUGGUUGAUGUGUAACAGCUCGAAUGAUUGCCUCUUGCUACCAGAGCAUCUCAGUUGAAUUACUGUGCCCAAGUGGAUGCUGCUAACAAUGUAAGCUUCAGUCUCUUUCAGUUUUAUUUUGGCCUGCUUUACAAGAAGCCUUUUGCCAUCUCCCAUAUAUCCCUGAAUGUGGAUGGUGGAAUGUCGAGUACUGAACCUCAGUGAGUGGAAUUGUUAUUCUUAGUGGAGAUGGAGUGUCUACAAGCAUAUUAAUGUGUACUUCUAUGGAGAAAGUGUUUUUAUGUGUGCCCAGCUUGCUGCCAUGUGCAGAGGUGUGGGUAUUGUUGUAGGUGGAUGGAUGAAUGGUGGUGUGCAGACUGAAUCACUGGGACGUUUAUCUGUCAUUGUAUAUAGAGUCAAGAGAGAAUAUUUUAAAUUUGAAGUAUUUAUACAUUUUGAUGUAAGGAGAAAUGUGUUUUCUACCAUAUUCAGCAAUAGAUUUCUAGGACGGGGACAGGCUUUGCGCCAUAUCCUGUCUCCCACCCUGGUUUUAAUCACUUGGUGUCGAUGUAUGUCAUUUGUUCCUAUUCUGCUAGUACUGGUACCCCCAUAGCAUAGGGUUACAAUUCUGUCUGUGGAUAGGAGUGGCUUGUAAAAACUAACAUUAAUAUUUAGAGAUGAAAAACUACAAUAUGUUGUAUGUGUACUGUUCUUACAAGUACGCUAAUUUGUUUUCCUAUUCAUUCAAAUCCUACCAAAGAUGACGAUUUUACAGUCUCCUGUUAUUAUGCUAUGGGUGUACCAGUGUGUCCCUUGCUUAAUUAGCUUCAGGCAUGCCUAGUCGACGAUCAUGCCAUAAGAUCAACAUUCAGCUCUUAUCUUGGAUAAAAAAUAUUUUGUACACUUUCAGGCAAAUUUAUCCCUUUGUUUCAAUAUGUGGGGGCAAAUUAGAAAUGUAAAAUUUUACAAAAGUAAUCUCAAUUACAGUUGGGCCAAAGACCACCAUGCUUAAUGAAGGACAUUCUGUAUGACAACCCAAGAAGUUCAUUGUUUGUACCGCAGUGCAUUAGGACAUCCUAAUUAUCAACUCAUGCUCUACAUUGUCGAACUUCUAAAGUAAACUUGAUUGGUAUGUCAUAUUACCUGGGGCACAGUCUGUUAAAUCAAGGCUGAGAAUACUAGUUUGUAAGCUAUUUUCAAAUUUUCUUUGAUGUUUUCAACAACAAACAUCAGAAAUUGACAGGAUGGGUGUAGGUGAUCUGAAACAUAAAGAUAUUGAUUAAUAUGUCAAAAUUCAGAUACAUCUAUUUCUAAUAUAGUGGGUAUUUUGACAUGAUCUCUUGGCUGGGCCAUUAAAUGACUAAAGAAGUAAGCUACAGUGUGCUUCUGUAUGCUGGACUGUCUGCCUGUUGACAUUCCCGCUGUCUGGCACUGUAUAUAGCCACAGAAAAUAGUAACAGAAUCUUGUAUUUAUGGACAAUUGCAUUUGUUGAAGUCAAGCUGAACUAGUUUGUGUAGCAGCGACUCUGUUGCUUGUUUCUACUGCAGCUGUGUAACAUGUUAAUACUGGAUAAUUUAUUGUGUACCUGCCGGCUGGCUGGCUGGCUGUCUGCAUGCGUGGAGGGAGGGAGGGAGGGAGGGAGGGAAGGAAGGGAUGGAGGGGGAUGUCUUGUAACAAUGGUGCCAUCCAUACCAAACUUAUUCAAACUUUACAUUCAUUGUUUUGGCAGUCACAGUCAUAUCUGUUGAUUAGAAAUUGGAAGCUGGAACUGACUUUAGUUGAUUUUUACAUUCCCAGUUUCUUAUUGGUGGCAAAAAUAUUCAAAUCUUAUAUUUGUCAGGUUAGUCCAUGUUAAAAAAUUUAUUUCUGGCCAAACUGGUGAUUGUUCCAAGGCAGUGUUUGUUACAUAAACAUAUAUGGGCUGAUUUAUGUCUAUCAUAUUUGAUCACACAUGAUACACUAACUUUCAAGUGCAAUGACUGCAAAAUGACUUUUGUGACUAACUGCAUGUAUAGAUGGCCUCAACAGUUGUGAUAUUGUGCUCAGAGGUGUAGGGAAGUUGGGGUUAUCUCCCUGUCUUUUUUUUAUUAUCUUUGUGGCAUUGACUGAAAAUAUUGAUCAGUACUUUGUUGAGGGUUUGUUGAGGGGAGACAAAUAUGUUAUAACUCUGUUAUUACUUUUCAAACUGUGAAAGUUUGCAAUGGUUUCUAGUAAUAUUGUGAGAGACUCUGGAUUAAAGUGCUGGAUUAGAAAUAUGACAGAAUAAUUAUCCAGGUUUCACUUCAUUUUUUAUUUUACGGUAACUUGUCAAAACUAUAAGUUACUGAUAUUUCCUCUUUUUGAAUGCAAUAUGAAAGGAAGGUAGUCUUAAUUUCAUGAUUAAAGCAGCCUGUGGGUUGACUGUUCCAGCUUGCCUGACCUCUGACACAACUCUCAUUCCCUUGUCUUAUCAUUGGUUGACACUGUCUGGUCGGCAUGGAGAUAGUGAUAUGAUUUCACUGUUUAAUGAAAGCUGACAAAUGUUGUAAUAAGAAAAGAAUAAACUCCCUACAAUUUA
Molecule: messenger RNA, 7606 nt
Organism: Haliotis rufescens (red abalone)
Lineage: Eukaryota; Metazoa; Mollusca; Gastropoda; Lepetellida; Haliotidae
Product: tyrosine-protein phosphatase non-receptor type 4-like
Exons: 12
Coding region: 1557-4094 (845 amino acids)
Biological process (GO): protein dephosphorylation
Cellular component (GO): cytoplasm; cytoplasmic side of plasma membrane; cytoskeleton
Molecular function (GO): protein tyrosine phosphatase activity; cytoskeletal protein binding
Source: RefSeq, a predicted model, not a curated record